Laccaria bicolor S238N-H82 is the source of this 858-nucleotide messenger RNA. RefSeq lists its product as uncharacterized. Gene Ontology annotation, molecular function: oxidoreductase activity, acting on NAD(P)H as acceptor; aldose reductase (NADPH) activity. The transcript is spliced from 3 exons. The record is from RefSeq and is a predicted model, not a curated record. Bases 1 to 858 code for a protein of 285 amino acids. Lineage: Eukaryota; Fungi; Basidiomycota; Agaricomycetes; Agaricales; Hydnangiaceae. Gene Ontology annotation, cellular component: cytosol.
AUGUCAACUAUCACUCUCAACGAUGGCUCUCCCGUUCCCUGGCUAGCCUUUGGCACAGGAACUGCGCUGUAUGGCAAAGAUGCCAGUGACUUUGUGAAGGUCGCAAUCGAAAACGGAAUCACCCACCUUGAUGGUGCCCAGAUGUAUAAUAACGAAGAAACCCUAGCGGCUGGUAUCAAAGCCUCCGGGAAACCUCGCUCUGAAUUGUAUAUCACCACAAAGCUAAAGAUCUUGGAGCCGGGGCAGACCGCCACCGAGGCUCUGCGAGUAUCUUUACGAAAGCUAGAUGUGGACUAUGUCGACCUGUUCUUGAUCCACAGUCCAAGUCCUGCUAACAAGGAAGGUAAAUUGAAGGCGCUGUGGGAGGAAAUGGAGGAGAUACAUAGCCAAGGUCUAGCAAAGUCAAUUGGCGUUUCCAACUUUCGUGUUGAGGACUUGAACGUCAUUUUGGAAGGGGCCAAAGUGAUACCGGCAGUGAACCAGUUACAUCCUUACGUUUGGAAAGCUGCUCAGCCAAUCUACGAACUCUGCAAAGAGCGCGGAAUUGUCAUCGCUUCGUAUGGUGGUCAAACUCCGAUUGUACGGGCCGUCGGGGGACCGCUUGAUGCUGUUCUCCCAGCCAUUCGUGAAAGGCUCGAGAAAACUCGCGGCGAACCUGUCACUAGCGGGCAGGUCCUGGGUAAAUGGAUCUUACAAAAGGGAGCCAUCUUAGUGACGACAACCUCGAAAGCCAGCCGCAUCAAAGAGUUUCUGGAUACCAAGAACGUUCCUGACCUCACGGAAGAAGAAGUUCAUGUUAUUGAAGAGGCUGGGGAGAAACUCCACAAGAGGAUUUAUAUGCGGCACGUCUUUGAAUAG